GUUUUGCAUAUGGAAAUAAAACAACACGGUAGGUAGUUUUAAAUGACUUUAUUGUUUUUCGAAGUAUUCUCCACGAAGAUUAAUGCACAUCUGCAUGUGCUCGAACCAAUUUUCGAAGCACUUAUUCAAAUCGUUUGCUGGCAGAUCCAAAACGGCAUUUUUGAAUGCGUCAACUGCUUCUUCUGGUGA
Molecule: messenger RNA, 189 nt
Organism: Acanthoscelides obtectus
Lineage: Eukaryota; Metazoa; Arthropoda; Insecta; Coleoptera; Chrysomelidae
Source: the annotation of a GenBank genome assembly